Messenger RNA from Pseudoliparis swirei, 2364 nucleotides. It is a transcript of the gene gata2b, whose product is annotated as GATA binding protein 2b. Gene Ontology annotation, biological process: positive regulation of transcription by RNA polymerase II; negative regulation of transcription by RNA polymerase II; cell fate commitment. The transcript is spliced from 6 exons. The coding region runs from base 269 to 1615 and encodes 448 amino acids. The record is from RefSeq and is a predicted model, not a curated record. Lineage: Eukaryota; Metazoa; Chordata; Actinopteri; Perciformes; Liparidae. Gene Ontology annotation, cellular component: nucleus. Gene Ontology annotation, molecular function: zinc ion binding; RNA polymerase II cis-regulatory region sequence-specific DNA binding; DNA-binding transcription factor activity, RNA polymerase II-specific.
CCUGCAGCAGCUACAAGAGGACCGGUUUUCAAAGACGCGCGAACUUACCGGACGCGGCGGAUAAAAAAGCCCCGGCAGAGGUUUUCAGUGCCAUAUUCGCCUCGGUGUUCAGGAGAAGAGAGGGAAUUUAAGUCAGAUGAGCCACAACAAAGCAUUCGUCAGCCACUGCAGAUGGACACAUUGAAGAUAUAAAGGACACACGUGUUAGACCAUCCUCUCCCUGGAUAUUCGUGAGCUCCAAAGCGCGCGAUACACAGAAGCCACAACGAUGGAUGUGGCGGCUGAUCAGCCCCGCUGGAUGCAUCACCACGCCAUGCUGAACGGGCAGCACCCGGACUCUCAUCACCACGGCCUGGGACACAACUACAUGGAGCCCACGGCGCAGCUCCUGCCUCCGGAUGAAGUGGAUGUUUUCUUUAACCACCUGGACUCACAGGGAAACCCGUACUACCACAACUCUGCGAGGGCCAGAGUGUCCUACAGCCAAGCGCAUGCUCGACUGACGGGGACUCAUCUCAUCCACAGCCCGGGGAUUUCAUGGCUGGACGGAGGGAAAGCCGCGCUGUCUGCUCACCACCACAACGCCUGGUCCGUCAGCCCCUUCAGCAAGCCCAGCCUCCACCACCCCGGCUCCGCGUCCCCCGGCGGCCUCUCUGCAGUCUACCCGUGCAGCAGCAACUCAAACACGGUCUCUGCUUCCUCGUUAACGCCGCCGUCCCACUCCAGCCCGCAUCUGUACACUUUCCCCCCGACACCACCCAAGGACGUAUCACCGGACCCGGGGGCCGCGUCUCCCUCCGCCUCCAGAAUGGACGAGAAGGAAUCAAUCAAAUACCAUGUGUCGUUAUCCGAGGGGAUGAAGCUGGAGGACUCCUGUCCGCUGAGGAGCAGUCUGGCCUCCAUGAGCGCGCAGACCCCCUCCACCCAUCAUCCCAUACCGACGUACCCCUACUCUCUCCCGGCCGCACACGAGUACGGCGGCAGUCUGUUCCACCCCGGCAGCCUGCUCGGGGCUUCAUCCAGCUUCAGCUGCAGGAACAAAGGCAAGACACGGUCCUGCAUCGAGGGCCGUGAGUGUGUAAACUGCGGAGCCACCUCUACACCUCUGUGGAGACGUGACAGCACCGGACACUACCUGUGCAACGCCUGUGGGCUGUACCACAAGAUGAACGGCCAGAACAGACCACUCAUCAAACCCAAACGCAGGCUGUCUGCUGCCAGACGAGCAGGCACCUGUUGUGCUAACUGUCAGACGACAACCACCACACUCUGGCGGCGCAAUGCAAAUGGAGACCCAGUGUGCAACGCCUGCGGACUCUACUAUAAACUGCAUAACGUGAACCGGCCUAUGACCAUGAAAAAGGAGGGAAUACAGACCCGCAACCGAAAAAUGUCCAGCAAAUCCAAGAAGAACAGGCGGGGCUGCGACAGCUACGAGGAGUUUUCCAAAAGCCUGCACGAGAAGAGCUCUCCUUUUUGCUCUCUGGCCGGACACAUGUCCAUGGGCCACUUGCCGCCUUUCGGCCACACUGGACACAUGCUUCCAACGCCCACCCCGAUACACCCCUCCUUUGGUCACCCGCACCAUUCUAACAUGGUGACGGCCAUGGGCUGAGAUGGCGAGGAGAGGAGUUAAAAUAACGCUGGCUGAACCUGAGAGAGUUGAGUGAAUGGGGAUGAGGGUCUCAUAGAGGACAGUGUGUGCAAUGUUACAGACAUGCAGUUUGCGUGUCUUCAUCUUGAUUAUCUCUUGAUUGAUUAUGCCGUUGGUAUGUUGGAGAACAGAUGUAUCAUGGGAGAAAAUGAUGUUUGUACUCCUUAUCUAUAGGUACCUAUUUUGAUGUAGGAAGUCAGAGAGGGAUAUUCUGCUUCCCGCCGGCCAGGCACCAACAUGUAAACACAAAAAACGUCAUUGCACCUCAUCGUUUUGUCCCAGCUGGCAGCCUGACGGACUGCAGUGUGGCUCAGUGUGUGCCGAACAGGUUUAUAGUAACUGUGAAUAUUGUAAAUGUGUGAGACCGAAGGGGACGUCCCCGGCAAAGGAGAUCACCUUCGCAACAUCAAAUGAAAAUAUGCUGGAUCUUUUUGCUUAUGGACAAUUUUAAAGGAAUUUUCACAAAAGAAAGAAACCAAACAAAAAAGGUUUAUGAUUCCUAAUUUGACACUGUUUAUUAUAAUUAUUGUUAUUAUAAUUAUUAUUGUUAUUCAGAUAAUUUAUUUUCACUGCCUUUUUUCUUUUACCAUAUCACCUGAAUCAUAAUAUGGAUACUGUUUACCCAUUUAUGAAUAUAUUUUUAGCUGAAGCGCUAUCUUUGAGCUGGUCAACAUUUAUACUCGUAAGAAAUAAAGAUAUCAAGUUCAUUA